AUGACUCCCGUUAUCUUUUCCCCCGAUGUGCAUUACAUUGAAUUCAGUAUCAAAUAUCUUACACUCUGUGGUUUAUGGAAUCCCUAUAAAGAUUAUCGGAAGUGGUUGUACGAUAUUUAUACAAUAUUUAUAGUUGUCUUCAUGUACUUCACAAGGAUCGACGCAUAUUUUUUGGCAGCCCAGGCAUUUAAGCAGAACUUUCUGCAAGAGACUCUGAUAAUGUUCCUGGAAUCAGCAUUUGUCGUUGGUAUUUUUAAAAUUAUAAAUAUUCUCUGGCAUCGAGCGGAUAUCGAAUUCAUCGCAACGACUCUAACUUGGGAGAGAACUCUUCUCUGUUCAAAAAAUGUCGCUGUCUACAGGGAUCAAGUGGUGGGAGAAACUCUGAGGAUAUCGAAGAAGAUAACACUGAUUUGGUUGGGCCUCGUUGUUGUCGACCUGGUGUUGUUCUACCGUGACAAUCUCAUCGGAAAUCGAAGAUCAAUCGAUGAUCUACCCCUGGGCUUAACAUUCCUGGGAAGAUUCUUGCAAAAGCUCAAUUUUUUUGUCAUCUUGGCUAUUGAUUAUUCAACAUUGGUAUUGAGUUGCGCAAUCAUCAUGUCCAACGAUUGCCUGUGCUUGACUCUCAUGCUGCACAUUGAGACACAAUUAAAAAUUCUCAACUUCCGUCUGAGAAGAUGCACCACCCAAACCACUUCAUACUUCAAUCCCAAUCAGGAGCUGAUAAUGUGUAUUCAACACUACCAAAAAAUAUUCAGAAUGGUGAGAAUACUGCAGAGGGUUUAUGGAUCACUUCUCCUGCCGCAAUUACUGUCAAGUAUUAUUCUGAUAUCUGUAGUUGGAAUUCACAUCUUUGUGACGAAAUCAGUGGAUCCCACGGAUCCUGUCUCAGCGGGGGUUGUCAUCAUGACACUCAUCAGUGGUUUGACGCAAUUGGGAAUAUAUUGUUUGGGAGGUAAUAAUAUUCUCGUGGAGAGUGAUCGCACCAGUGUUAUGGUGUACGACUCCUAUUGGUACAUGGCGGAUACCGAGUUUAAGAAGAAUAUGAUUAUUUUUUUGUCAAUGGUGGAGAAUCCCCUGUCUAUCAAAGCUGUUGGACUCUUUGAGCUUUCGUACGUGACAUUCAAAAGUGUAAGUUAUAUAACUUAUAAUUAAUCUUAUAAUUAAAAAUUCCCAUAA
Molecule: messenger RNA, 1176 nt
Organism: Fopius arisanus
Lineage: Eukaryota; Metazoa; Arthropoda; Insecta; Hymenoptera; Braconidae
Product: Odorant receptor 22c
Exons: 6
Coding region: 1-1152 (383 amino acids)
Biological process (GO): sensory perception of smell; detection of chemical stimulus involved in sensory perception of smell
Cellular component (GO): plasma membrane
Molecular function (GO): olfactory receptor activity; odorant binding
Source: RefSeq, a predicted model, not a curated record